Messenger RNA from Ostreobium quekettii, 996 nucleotides. The record is from the annotation of a GenBank genome assembly. NCBI's taxonomy places the organism in Eukaryota, Viridiplantae, Chlorophyta, Ulvophyceae, Bryopsidales, Ostreobiaceae.
AUGAAGGUCCCCAACCAGCCAUGGGUGGAGAAAUACCGACCAAAGACCAUCGAAGACAUCGCACACCAGGAGGAGGUGGUGCACACACUCCGGAAGGCCAUCCAAGAUAAGCAUAUGCCACACCUGUUGCUCCAUGGGCCCCCUGGGACUGGCAAGACUUCCACUGCCCUGGCAGUGGGGCGAGAACUGUUUGGGCCUGAGCUGUUUCGAACACGGGUGCUGGAGCUCAACGCAAGCGAUGAACGUGGAAUCAAUGUUGUUCGUGACAAGAUUAAGUCGUUUGCAGCCACGGCAGUGGGCGAGCACACGUCGGCUGGCAGGGACGUCCCUAGGUUCAAGCUCCUCAUUCUGGAUGAAGCAGACUGCAUGACCAAGGAUGCCCAGAACGCCCUGCGACGCACGAUGGAGGCCUACUCCAAAGUCACCCGCUUCUGUUUCAUCUGCAACUAUGUCAGCCGCAUCAUCGAGCCAAUCGCCUCCCGCUGCAUGAAAUUCCGCUUCCGACCUUUGCAAUUGGAUGGUCUUGAGCGGCGCAUACGGGAGAUCUGUGGCAUGGAGGGCGUGGAGGUGAGCGAUGGCGCGAUGAGAACACUGGACAUGGUGGCGGGGGGUGAUAUGAGGAAGGCCGUCACUACCCUGCAGAGCGCUGUGAGGCUGAAAGGGACGCCUGUUGAGAGUGCAACUCUGUUGGACGUUGGAGGCGUCGUUCCCACUGACAUCGUGAUGGGCCUGCUGGGUCGCUGCCGGGAAGCUGGAUUCAGUGGCGUCGGGGAGGCUGUGGAAGCUAUCAUGUCCAAUGGCUAUGCCACACAGCAGGUCCUGUUGCAGCUGCAGAGGGCUGUGGUGGCCGACACCGCUUUGAGGGACGUACAGAAAGCACAAAUCUGCGAGACGAUGGCCAUUGCAGACAAGUGUCUUGCCGACGGCGCCGACGAGUUCUUGCAGCUCAUGAACGUCUCUAGUGCCAUGCAGGCCACAAUUACGGGCGGGAACUGA